CAUCUCCAGCUUCUCAUUGGCCAGGCCAAGCUGCAGUGAGGCUGCAACACAGUCAGUAGGGGACCUCUCCACUCCCUCAGCUAUAAAAAGGCAGUGCGCAGCUCUAUGUGCUUCAUUCCCUGCAGACUUCAAAGCCAGCUACAGCGAGAUUUGGGACCCUGCGUUGCAAAUGUCUGACUUAGAGAACUCCAUGGCAGCCAUCAUAGAUGUGUUUCACAAGUAUUCGGGAAAGGAGGGAGACAAGCACAAGCUGAAGAAGAGUGAACUGAAGGAUCUGAUCAAUAACGAGUUAGCAAGCUUUCUAGGGCAAAUCAAAGACCAGGCGACGAUGGACAGUUUAAUGGAAAGCCUGGAUACUGACCCUGACUCGGAAUGUGACUUUCAGGAGUUCAUGACCUUCAUCGCCAUGGUGACCAUCGGCUGCCAUGAGUUCUUUGAACACCACGAAGAUGAGUAACAAACUCACCCACCAUAUAUAUAUAUAUAAAUCAUUCUAGUUAAAAUGCACUGCAGACUUGUAACCCUUUCACCUGCCUUAACCUGUAUACAAGCCUAUUGAUGAAGCUUAAUAGAUGGUAAUGCCUUUGGACCUGGUUUGAACCUUGGCUGGCUGGUGCUGUUAUGUUUUAAAUUGUUGUUUUUAAUUUCUGUGGUGUUUACAGCAACUGUGGUACACCAUAAUAUCUUAAAAUCUUUCCAGUUUGCGGUCAAUAAGCAAAAAAAAUAUGUAGGGAUUGCACUGUACAUUUUUCUACAUCUCUAAGAAAUGCAGCCAUUCUAAAAAAGAAACAUUUAUAUGAGAAGUCAGGCCAUCACACAUAGCUGACAUGAUAGGUGAUAUUAAGAAUG
Messenger RNA from Acipenser ruthenus (sterlet), 849 nucleotides. RefSeq names its product protein S100-B-like. Gene Ontology annotation, molecular function: RAGE receptor binding; S100 protein binding. Bases 170 to 457 code for a protein of 95 amino acids. Gene Ontology annotation, biological process: positive regulation of cell population proliferation; positive regulation of canonical NF-kappaB signal transduction. Lineage: Eukaryota; Metazoa; Chordata; Actinopteri; Acipenseriformes; Acipenseridae. The transcript is spliced from 3 exons. The record is from RefSeq and is a predicted model, not a curated record. Gene Ontology annotation, cellular component: cytoplasm; nucleus.